AUGUCCCACUUGGGUAACACGCAUUUUACACUUAACGUUUCAACGUUAAGAGAAUUAGCAAGAAAAGAGCUAACUAACGUAUUAGAUUCUGUUCGAGGCCGAAAAUGCCUUGUGUUAGAUCAAAAUAUCAGCGGGCCCUUAAGCUUAGUGGCUGAAUUUUCAUUGUUGAAGGAUCAUGGGGUGGAGAAGAUGCAUUAUCUUCAACAAGGUCCUCUGAAUACAGAACUUCGUAGCGUGAUAUACAUAUGUCGCCCGUCUUUACAAUAUAUGAAAUACAUUGCCGAACAUAUUCGAACACAUCAAUCAGAGAAUUCUGCAAAUAAUGAUCAACAAAAAUACGAAUAUAAUUUGUUUUUUGUACCUCGACGAACGAAAAUCUGUGAAAGGAUCAUCCUUGGCGAAUAUCAUUUGGAUUUGAUUCCUUUCGAAGAUGAUUUGUUGUCGAUGGAAUUGGAGAACACAUACAAAGAGCUUUAUUUGGAUGGUGAUUAUACGGCAAUUUAUUAUGCUGCCCGUGCUUUGAUGAGACUGCAGACACUCUUUGGAUUGUUUCCUAGAGUAAUUGGGAAAGGAGAUUGCGCUAAGCACCUUGCAGACAUGCUUCUUCGCAUGCGUAAGGAGGUUGCUAUAGACGACCCGUCAUCCAUGCUCUCAGCUUCGCAAAAUAUCGAUUCUCUCAUUAUAAUAGAUCGUUCAGUUGAUCUAAUUACUCCUUUGUGCACCCAAUUAACCUACGAAGGACUUAUUGAUGAAAUAUUUGGAAUAAGAAAUUCUUUUGUUGAAAUCGACUCUUCAAUAGUGGGACCUGCUCCGCAAAGAACAAGUGCUGCAUCAGCCACCGCAGCAUCAACUUCAGCGACUACACCUGCACAGCCUCCUCCUCCACCACAAUCACCCGCAAAGAAAAAGAAAAUCCCAUUGAAUUCUGGUGAUAAAUUGUUUGGACAGCUUAGAGAUAUGAAUUUUGCGGUUGUAGGUGGAGUUUUGAAUAAGGUGGCAAAAAGGAUCAAUGAAGAUUACGAAGGAAGACAUCAAGCUAGAACCGUUGCUCAGAUUAGAGAAUUUAUGAAUAAACUUGGGGGACUGCAAUCAGAACAUCAAUCUUUAAGAACGCACACCGGAAUUGCAGAAGAAAUAAUGGGCCAUACUGUCACGCCUGAAUUUAAUAAAGCCCUUGAGGUUCAACAAAAUCUGGUUGCUGGGAUUGAUAUAAUCACACAAAAUGAUUAUAUUGAGGAAAUGAUAAAUCGUCAAGUUCCUCUGGUGCAGGUCUUGAGAUUAUUAUGUCUGCAAAGUUUAGUGAAUGGCGGAAUCAAGCAAAAGAGCUUUGAUUUUUUUAAAAAGGAAAUUUUGCAGACUUAUGGUUUUGAACAUCUUCAAAGCCUUUUAAAUUUGGAACGCCUUAAUUUAUUUGUUAAACAAGUUUCAACUCGAAACCCAUAUCCAUCAGUACGUAAAUCUCUACGAUUAAUUGUGGAUGAAGUUGACGAGCAUAAUCCUCAAGAUAUCUCAUAUGUAUAUUCUGGUUACGCGCCAUUGAGUGUACGCCUAGUGCAAUGUGUAGUCACCAAAGGUGGCCCACCUGCUUUGCUGAAUCCUUUAUUGGCGUUUAGUGGUGGUUCUGUUGGAAAUACUGGAAGAAACAAUGGGUGGAAGGGUUAUGAAGAAGUUCUGAGACUAUUACCCGGAAAAACUUUUGACGAAACUCAGAAAUUAGAAGAGGGUGCUAUUCGGGCAAAAAGAUUGAUUCCUGGUCAGCAACCUCGUGUUACACUUGUGUUCUUUUUAGGUGGUUGCACAUUUACCGAAGUUGCGGCAAUACGAUUCUUGGCACAACAAGACGAGGGACAACGGGAGUUUAUAAUAGCAACAACCCAGAUCAUUAAUGGCAAUUCCGUAUUGAAUUCUGUUCUUCAAAAAGUGGACCAUGAAGCAAGUAGCAAAUCUUCAGCAGCUUGA
This is a messenger RNA of Ambispora gerdemannii, 1959 nucleotides long. The record is from the annotation of a GenBank genome assembly. Lineage: Eukaryota; Fungi; Glomeromycota; Glomeromycetes; Archaeosporales; Ambisporaceae.